Siniperca chuatsi (mandarin fish) is the source of this 1783-nucleotide messenger RNA. Its product is annotated as nuclear autoantigenic sperm protein-like. The record is from RefSeq and is a predicted model, not a curated record. Bases 161 to 1579 code for a protein of 472 amino acids. Gene Ontology annotation, cellular component: nucleoplasm. NCBI's taxonomy places the organism in Eukaryota, Metazoa, Chordata, Actinopteri, Centrarchiformes, Sinipercidae. The transcript is spliced from 14 exons. Gene Ontology annotation, molecular function: histone binding. Gene Ontology annotation, biological process: DNA replication-dependent chromatin assembly; CENP-A containing chromatin assembly.
UGGAUUACGAACCCGGAAGUCGACCGAAAGAGGCAGGAAUAUUUCGCGCCAAAUUGAAACAACGGGACAGUCAGUGUUAGUGGUGGAAGAGACGAGCUGAGAUACAAACCACCAGGCGCUGCUUUGAACGUUUCAGUCGUUAUUUCUCGGUGAAGCUAACAUGGAGGAGGCCAACAAGCUAAUCGGCACGGGCAAGAAGCACCUGGUGAUGGGAAAAGUAGUGGAGGCGGUGAGCACCCUGCAGGAGGCCUGCGGCAUGCUAGCUAAAACGUAUGGAGAUACAGCAGAUGAAUGUGGGGAGGCUUUCUUCUGGUGUGGUAAAGCGCUGCUGGAUUUGGCAAGGAUGGAGAACUCAGUCCUGGGUAAUGCUCUGGAAGGAGUACCAGAAGAGGAGGAGGAGGAUGAAGAAAAACCCAAGGACACCAAUGUUGACAGCACAGAAAACAUUGAUGAGAAGACCAGAGACGAGCUGAGGGUUCAGGUGUAUGACGCCAUGGCAGAGAAGAAAAAUGAAGACGGGAAGCAGGGCGAAGAUAAAGAGAAGACCGGCGACGUAGAAAAGGCUGAGGCUGGUGAUGAGCAACAGAACACGGCGACGGAAGAUGAGGAAAAGAAGAGCAACGUUAAUGGAAGCAAGUCUAAUGAAAGUGAAGACAAGACAGAAAACGACGAGGCUGAGAAAGAAUCGGGAGAUGAGGAAGUGGAAGCAGAAGAUGAGGAGGAGGAAGAAGAAGACGGCGACGAUGCAGAAAUGGAGGGCAAUGCAGAAGAGCAAGGAGACGGCACUGCUGAGAAGGACAGUGAGGAUGAGGAGGUGGGGAACCUGCAGCUGGCCUGGGAGAUGUUGGAAGUAGCUAAAGUCAUCUACAAAAGGAAAGAGGCUAAGGAGGAUCAACUCAUGGCAGCCCAGACUCACUUGAAACUGGGUGAAGUUUCUGCUGAAUCAGGAAAUUACUCGCAGGCGUUGGAGGAUUUCCAGGAGUGUCUGAAGCUGCAGGUGAAGCACUUGGACUCAGACAGCCGCCUGCUUGCCGAGACUCACUACCAGCUCGGUCUGACCUACAGCUUAAAUCUCCAGUACAGCCAGGCCAUCGAGGAGCUGAAGAGUUCCAUCUCUGUCAUAAAGAGCAGGCUGGACAAACUGCAGGAGCUGCUAGACAAGGCCGAGGGCCCGGAGGCUCUGCCAGAUGAGAGGAAGGAGAUGGAGGAGCUGAAGGCUCUGCUGCCAGAGAUCCAGGAGAAGGUGGAGGACGCCACAGAGGGUCUAAAAACAGCGAGCACAGCUGCUGAGGCUAUGAAGGAUGUACAGGAUGGAGGCUCCACUUCCUCUGGGUCCACUGGACAGACUGGUGACUCCUCAUCCAGUUCAAAGAUUAACGGCACGUCGACCAACAGUGUCAGUUCUACCAACGGACAAGCCUCCACAGCUCCAGUUUCUGACAUCUCCCACCUGGUCAGGAAGAAGAGGAAACCAGAAGAGAGUCCAGUGAAGGAGGGCGUGGUUAAGAAGGUGAAGCAGGAUGCCGCUCAGACUAACAGUGUUCACAAAGCCAGCGGAGACACUAACGGACACACCUAACAGUACAGAAGUCGAAAGUCAGUGAAGCUGGACUGGCUGUUUUUUGUCUCCACCCAAGAAGGGAUUCACCAACAUGCCACGCCCUUACUGUUGCUACACUUGUUUGCUUUUGUAAAUAUGUGUAUCUUUUUCUCUGCCUGUUAUGUUAGUGUUUGUUCUCACAUGUAACCUAUUAAGUUCAAUAAAGAAUAUUAUUUGAUAAAA